Dicrocoelium dendriticum is the source of this 336-nucleotide messenger RNA. Lineage: Eukaryota; Metazoa; Platyhelminthes; Trematoda; Plagiorchiida; Dicrocoeliidae. The record is from the annotation of a GenBank genome assembly.
AUGACAGACCAGGUAGUUACCUCCUUUGAUUCAACUCGCCUUUGGAUUAAUGAAAAUGGUACGCUGAAAUCACAAUCCGACGCAGAUGAAGACGUGCAGUAUCUGAAAUACAGACCCAAGUUCCCCUUACCAGAAGAGCUACGUAUUCUUCCAAGAGAAGCAACAAUAUGCCAAUACUGUGGAGUCAGCUAUUUGGUGUUGUCAGAGAUCAAACAUUUAGAGGAGAAGUUGCUGUCGCUUCGUUGUGAGCUGGAAAAUAUUCAUCGUAAACAAUCAACGGUGGAAAGACAUGACAAACGGAUAAGUACAGAAGAUUUAUCUUCGGAACAUCCGUAA